AUGUCUGGUCGGCGCGAGACAUCAUCAGGCAUAAAAAAGUCAAGACGAGCAUCAGUUGCCGCAAAUGCAGGCUCUAUGCGAAGAGAUGCAUCGUCCGCAAGCGAUACGGCUACACAACAAGCGGAGGAGACGGAGAGAGAACAAGUAUUGGCGCCUGUCGAGACAUCCACCGAAAAGAUAGUUCCUGCAGAAAACAAAGAGUUCACAGAAAAUGUUGAGGAAACACCCCUUGCCAGCUCGUCCGAAACCCCAGUUGCAGACCCCCUGGAGCUUGGAACUCCUCCGCCUUCUGGCGAGACUCUGCGACCGGAAGAUGCGUCGGGGUCACACUUGGAGUCGGACGCAAGUAUCCCAGCCCCACCCAUUGCAAAUGUGUCCGAUCCUGUUUCCAAUGUUAGAGAAAGAUUACCUGCAGUAAAGGAUCUGCCAGGAGCCGAUGACAAAGCCCAGCACGAUACUAUGUACACAACAAUGGAAAUAGAGUACGACAAUGCAUGGAAAGAGGUAGCCGAGAACGAUGAAUUAAAUCCAUUCCGCAUCGAGUACGAGAAAAUGCACCGUGCAGUAAUCCGCUCAAGGGAGCACAUUGAAAAGCUUUUCGCCCAAUAUGAAACUUCUUAUGAUGAGUAUCGGGUGAAUCUGGCACAAGCCCAGGAGGCAAAGGAAGCUUCGGUUCAAGAUCAGCAAACUAUCAAAGUUUUACGGGCGCAGAUUAAGCGGGCGGAGGAGAUAGUGGAGUCCAGCAAUAAAAGAGAGGAAGCGGCAAAGGAAGAGCUACGCCAGUUGAAGAUGGACAUAUCCAAUCUAAAUGCCACUCUGAAACAAGGUGUAGGACUUAGCACGAGUCAGGAAAAGGCACUCCAAGAGCUUCUCCAGACCAAGGAGCAAUCUACAAAAGAGCUUGAUGAAGAGCUUGAAAAGAUUGUACAUCUGCGAAACAUUAUUGCGGAUGUGUCCGAGAAGAUUAAAACUGCUGACCAGCAAAAGCGCGACCUAGAGCGAGAGAUAUACGAAUUGAGAGACAAAAGCGCCACAAAGAAAGCAGACAUUGAUGCAGAGCUCAGGAAUAAGGAGCGUCUUGAACGAGAUUUGCGAGAACUGCGGGUGGUGGUAGCAGUCAAAUCACAAGAAGUUCGCGGGAAGCAAGAUUCCGUCAACAGAGCCACAGAUGAUAUUUCCAUUCUUGAAUCCCAGAUCAAGUCGCAAAAGAACUUGAUGGAAAAGCUGUUAAAGGACCAAGAGAGUCUAACAAUCCGGACUAUAAAACUACAACAAGAUGCCGACUCACAAAUGACGACCACUUCUCACCUGAUUGAGGAAAACGAAGCAUUAGCCAACGAACUCAAGACACGCGAGGCCGAGCUUCAAAAAAACACUUUUGAGGUGAAGAAAGUUGCUAGAAUAAAGGACGCAUUGAAUAAGAAGAUACAGGAGGUGGAGGAGCAGAAAUUGGAAGCGGAACUGGAGCGUAAGGAUAUUCGCGGCGAGUGUGAGGACGCUCUUGCUCAAAUCGAGCGCGCCAAAAAGAAUAUCGACCAACACAAAAAGGCCAUUGACGAUCUGACACGCGAACGGGAUAUCUUACAAGCCAACUUUCACAAGACGCAGACGGAACUACACAAGCAUGGACAGAUGUUGGUUCUCUGCAAACAAGCCCGCCACAACAUUGAACUCGAACUGGCCAGAUAUGAGAGGGAAAUCAUUGAUCUGCAAAAAUCUGUGCAGCGGUUGGAAGCAGAGCGUGAUGCUUAUAUUACAGAGUCUGUAGCCCUACAGGGUUCCUGCGUUGCGGGCAUUCAACAGAUCAAAGCUAAAGAAAUCGAACUUUUUGACUACAAGAAGCGGACAGUACAAGCGGACACAAAACUAAAACAUCAGCAAAAUUUGUACGAAGCGGUUCAGAGUGAUCGCAACCUGCAUAGCAAACAUUUGAUAGAAGCACAGAGCGAAAUAACCGAAAUGAAGCGCAAGUUGAAAAUUAUGAACUUUCAGAUCAACGGAUUCAAGGAAGACAUAAAUGCUAAGAACCAAGCCUUGGCGGCAGAGGCGGCAGAACAUGCAAAGUUGGAGAAGGAUAUUGAGAUUAUCACAGAGGAAAUCAAUACGUUACAGCAUCAGAAUGAACUUGGCCAGGCUUAUAUUCGAAUUCAGCAAGCCGAGUCCAGUCGCCUAAAUCAAUUCGUCAAAGAUGCGGAAAUGGAAAGAUCGAGACAAGAGAACGCUCUAAAAAUUCUCAUAACUGAACGAGACAACCUCAGCAACCAGCUUAUCCGGCAAAACGAGGAACUUGCAAAGGUGUACGAUUCCAUCAAGCUGCAGCAGUCGUCCUUGCUUCGAAGCGAGCUCCAUUACCGCGACCGACUAAAAUCUCUCAAUCAUCUGCGGAAAGAGAUUCUCGAGCUUCGUCGUCAGAACGCUACUCUAAAAUCAGAGUCGGCUAGCUUUAAUGACAUGAAGGACACUAUUCACCGGUUGGACAACGAUCUGCUGCACGAGCAGACAAAGAUAAAGGCAUUGGAAGAACAGCUGAAGCACCCCAUCAAUGUCCAUCGAUGGCGAAAACUAGAAGGGCGAAAUCCAAAAGCUUUUGACAUGAUUCAGCUCCUUCAUACAUUGCAGCGGAAACUGAUUGCCAAGAGUAAAGAGGAGGCUGAGAAGGAGCAACUUAUUCACAGCAAGGAAACACUGUAUUUGCACCUCAAAUCACUUUUUGCUAAGCAAGUUGGACCUGAAGCACUGGAGCAAAUUGCUGAGUAUCGGCACAUCCUCAAAGACAAAACAAUGCAGUACAAACAUAUGGGAACGGAGCUGAAUAUGUACCAAGCUCAAUUGAGAGAGUACAAGUAUUCGAUUGCUCAGCUCAACAACGGAGUCAAGGCAAUCAGAGACCAGUUUAUGCAUACAAAUCGGGGAGCUUUGUCGAGUCCAGCAGUCCGACUACGUUCAAAAGCGCGCUCCAAGCAACCAACACCGCCAAUACCUCAUGAACAAGCACCAAUAGCUUCAGAACAGGAGGAAAUGCAACCUACAUAGCUCCGAUUCCCCACGCUGCAAGCGCAUGUCUAGAGACUUGAGAUACUUAAAAGUAAUAUUUAAGUGGACGUUCCUGUACUAUAUAUUAUUUAGCGUAGAUUUCGGCCUGCGUCGUUUGUUUAUAUAAAGUGCGAGGUGCAAUUGAAAUAAUUCCGAGUGCA
Molecule: messenger RNA, 3194 nt
Organism: Spizellomyces punctatus DAOM BR117
Lineage: Eukaryota; Fungi; Chytridiomycota; Chytridiomycetes; Spizellomycetales; Spizellomycetaceae
Exons: 1
Coding region: 1-3033 (1010 amino acids)
Cellular component (GO): cytoskeleton
Source: RefSeq, a predicted model, not a curated record